CCGCCGCGGCCCGAGGAGGGUGCGGGGGGCGCGGGGGCCGGGCCGGGAGAUGCGGGAGGGCGUGCGGGAGCCGCGCACAAGCCCCGGAGGGCAGAUUUCCCGCGGAAGCGGAAGCGCAGCCGCUGGAACCAGGACUCGCUGGACCAGAAGACGGUGAUCCCGGGGAUGCCCACGGUGAUCCCGCCCGGGCUGACGCGGGAGCAGGAACGCGCCUACAUCGUGCAACUGCAGAUCGAAGACCUGACCCGCAAACUGCGCACGGGAGACCUGGGCAUCCCCCCUAACCCCGAGGACAGGUCCCCCUCCCCGGAGCCCAUCUACAACAGCGAGGGGAAGCGCCUGAACACGCGCGAGUUCCGCACGCGCAAGAAGCUGGAGGAGGAGCGGCACAACCUCAUCACCGAGAUGGUGGCCCUGAACCCCGACUUCAAGCCCCCGGCUGACUACAAGCCGCCGGCGACACGAGUGAGCGACAAGGUGAUGAUCCCGCAGGACGAGUACCCCGAGAUCAACUUCGUGGGGCUCCUCAUCGGGCCCAGGGGGAACACGCUGAAGAACAUCGAGAAGGAGUGCAAUGCCAAGAUCAUGAUCCGGGGCAAGGGCUCGGUGAAGGAGGGCAAGGUGGGCCGCAAGGACGGGCAGAUGCUGCCGGGCGAGGACGAGCCCCUGCACGCCCUGGUCACUGCCAACACCAUGGAGAACGUCAAGAAGGCUGUGGAGCAGAUCCGGAACAUCCUGAAGCAGGGCAUCGAGACCCCCGAGGACCAGAACGACCUGCGCAAGAUGCAGCUGAGGGAGCUGGCGCGGCUCAACGGGACCCUGCGGGAGGACGACAACAGAAUCCUGCGGCCGUGGCAGAGCACCGAGACCCGCAGCAUCACCAACACCACCGUGUGCACCAAGUGCGGCGGCGCUGGGCACAUCGCCUCUGACUGCAAGUUUGCCAGGCCCGGGGACCCGCAGUCUGCGCAGGACAAGGCGCGCAUGGACAAGGAGUACCUGUCGCUCAUGGCCGAGCUGGGCGAGGCCCCCGUGUCCGUCAGCUCCAACGCCGCCCACAACAACAGCCCCUUGUCCAGCAGCCACCGCGCCGCCAGCCAGGCUGGGGGGCAGCCCCCCCCGAGCCGCCCCCCCUGGAUGAGCUCGGCGCCCUCGGAGAACCGCCCCUACCAUGGGCUGCAUGGGGGACCAGGGGGGCCAGGGGGCCCCCACAGCUUCCCCCACCCCAUGGCCAGCAUGGGGGGGGGGCAUGGGGGGCACCCACUGCAGCACACCCCAAACGGGCCUCCCCCCUGGAUGCAGCCCCACCACCCCCCCAUGGGGGGGGGCCCCCACCCCCCUGGGCACCCCGGCCCCCACCACAUGGAUCAGUACCUGGGAAAUGCGCCGGUGGGCUCUGGGGUCUAUCGCCUGCACCAGGGAAAAGGUAUGAUGCCGCCGCCGCUGGGUAUGCUGCCCCCGCCGCCCCCCCCGCCCGGUGGGCAGCCGCCCCCCCCCUCCGGCCCCCUCCCUCCCUGGCAGCAGCAGCCGCCGCCGCCCCCCAGCAGCAGCAGCACCCCCUUGCCCUGGCAGCAAAAUACGACGACCACCACGAGCGCUGGCAACGCCUCCCUCCCGCCCUGGCAGCAGCAGGCGGGGGCGGGUGCGGCGGGGGGGGGGGCGGCUUCUUCGGGGGCCCCCCCGCUCCCCGGCAGCCCCUCCAUGGUGCCUUUGCCCCCCGGGGUGCAGCCCCCGCUGCCCCCCGGGGCCCCCCCGCCCCCCCCGCCGCCGCCUGGCUCCGGGGGCCUGAUGUACGCGCCCCCCCCCCCCCCGCCGCCCCCCCCCAUGGACCCUUCUAACUUCGUCACCAUGAUGGGCAUGGGGGUGCCCGCCCUGCCCCCCUUCGGCAUGCCCCCCGCGCCCCCCCCGCCGCCCCCCCAGAACUGAGCCUCGGACUCGGCCGCUGCGGGAGCCCCCCGGACUGAUCCACUGCGGGGAGUCCCCCCCGGACUGAUCCAUUGGUGGGAGGCCCCAAAACACCGUGGGCAGCCCCCCCAAAAGACCAUAGGGAGCACCCCCAGAGUGAUCCAUUGUGGGGAGCCCCCCUGCCCCCCACCAUGAACUGAUUGAUUUUGGGGAGGCCUGUCCCCCUCAUUGGCUGUUCCAAGUGGCCCCCCCGAACCUCCCCCCGGGACCACCUUGUGAACUGGUUUGACCCCCACCCAAUACCCCCAAAUCAGGGGGGCCCUGAACUGCGGGGGUGGGGGGCAGGGGCUGUAACUUGGGUGCUGAUGGUGGGGAGGUCAGCGGCACCCACCUGAGCCCCCCCCAGUCUCGGGGUUCUCCUGACCUGUGUCACCCCCUCGCUUCGUUCUGGGCCCCCCCAUCGCCCCGCUGUAGAGCCGCCCCCUUCACCCUCCCACGCUUUCUUUUGUGUAUGAAUAAAGGAGCGGGACCCCCCAGCUGGGCCCCCCCUCAC
This is a messenger RNA of Chiroxiphia lanceolata (lance-tailed manakin), 2458 nucleotides long. It is a transcript of the gene SF1, whose product is annotated as splicing factor 1. Lineage: Eukaryota; Metazoa; Chordata; Aves; Passeriformes; Pipridae. The transcript is spliced from 13 exons. Gene Ontology annotation, biological process: regulation of mRNA splicing, via spliceosome. Gene Ontology annotation, molecular function: mRNA binding; zinc ion binding. The record is from RefSeq and is a predicted model, not a curated record. The coding region runs from base 166 to 1926 and encodes 586 amino acids. Gene Ontology annotation, cellular component: nucleus.